This is a messenger RNA of Yamadazyma tenuis ATCC 10573, 1513 nucleotides long. RefSeq lists its product as uncharacterized. The record is from RefSeq and is a predicted model, not a curated record. Gene Ontology annotation, biological process: transmembrane transport. Lineage: Eukaryota; Fungi; Ascomycota; Pichiomycetes; Serinales; Debaryomycetaceae. Gene Ontology annotation, cellular component: membrane; endoplasmic reticulum.
ACUUCAUCUUAUCAACCUUCCCCUAUUUUAUGCAGAUUUCCAAGAAUCAAGCUGCCGAACUAUCGUAUAUCGACAUCACCCGCUUGACGUUUGAAGCCGUCAUGCAAGUGGUGAUCAUCUGCCUUGCCGGCUUUUUUGCGGCCAAAUCGGGCCUCUUGAACACAAACGGACAAAAAGUUAUUUCAUCCUUAAACGUCGACUUGUUCACUCCUUGCUUGGUGUUCAGCAAGUUGGCGCCCUCGUUGUCGUUCAAAAAAAUGGUCGACAUCAUCGUCAUCCCCAUUUUCUUCUGCUUAUCCACUUCCAUAUCGUAUGUUUCUUCUCGCUUCAUGGGCAGAAUACUACACUUGAAUGAGCCAGAAACUGAUUUCGUGACGGCCAUGGGCGUGUUUGGAAACUCAAACUCGUUACCGGUGUCGUUGACGUUGUCUUUGGCAUAUACAUUGCCCGAUCUUUUCUGGGACGAUAUCGAAGGUGAUACCAGCGACCAAGUGGCUUCUCGAGGAAUACUAUAUUUGCUUAUAUUCCAGCAAUUGGGCCAGAUUUUACGGUGGUCCUGGGGCUACAACAAGUUGUUGCGCACGCGAUCCCAUGAAGAAUUGACAACCUACCACAACAUCAAAAGUGACAACGAGUCAGCUGACGGCACCGGCUCCAGCGACAAUGGAGAAUCCCGGUCAUUAUUGGCAGACCAAUCGUCCAGGAUGUUAACGUUUACGCAGGCUGUAGACGACUCGUCCGACGACUCUUCCGACGACUCAUCCAUGCCACCACCAACGGGUGUGUGGGCCAAGAUCCGGGAAAAUAAGUAUUUGCAGCAAUUUUUGGGGUUCAUGAAUCCUCCACUUUAUGCCAUGUUAAUUUCAAUUCUCGUGGCAUCGGUGCCCCAGUUGCAACGGUUGUUUUUCACCAAGGGAACGUUUAUGUCCAACACCGUCACCAAAGCCGUCAGUCAGCUUGGAUCGGUGUCGAUUCCCUUGAUCUUGAUAGUGUUGGGUUCCAACUUGUACCCAUCGAACGACAUUCCACCUCCUUCCCGCCAUUACAACAAGAUCAUUUUCGGGGCGUUGUUGUCACGGAUGCUUCUCCCGUCGUUGGUGCUUCUUCCGGUGAUCACGUUGUGUGUACGGUUUUUCAAAAUCAGCAUUUUGGACGACCCCAUUUUCUUGCUUGUGGCGUUCAUUUUGACGACAUCGCCGCCGGCCAUUCAGCUUAGUCAGAUCACCCAGUUGAACGGGAUCUAUCAGAAGGAGAUGUCGGGGGUGUUGUUUUGGGGAUACGUGGUGUUUUCGCUUCCUUCCACCAUAUUUAUUGUGGUGGUGAGUUUGGAGGUGUUGAAGUGGGCCAACCCAUAGGGGCUUUGACCCCAUAGGUUGAGGUCCUUCUGACCUUCAAAACUCAACUUCACCAAGCUGUUUCUGUACUACAACUAUGAGAAACACCUUACGCAUUAGUUGCAGCCAUUAUUCGCAGCAAUGCGACAGUUUAUAGAAAUUCAUUGCUUUAACUACCA